AUGUAUUUUUGGGCAGAGGCUAUGAACACAGCCUGCUAUGUCCAUAACAGAGUAACAUUGAGAAAAGGAACCUCCUCCACUCUCUAUGAACUCUGGAGAGGAAAGAAACCAAGUGUCAAGUAUUUUCAUGUAUUUGGUAGCAAGUAUUAUAUCUUGACAGAUCGAGACCAAAGAACAAAAAGGGAAGACUCCACCUUCAUGUCUCAAAGAAAAUAUGCCAAGAACAUAGUGAAAAAGUUUGGAAUGGAUAGUGCAAGUCACAAAAGAACUCCUGCACAAACACAUCAAAAGCUACACAAAGAUGAAUGGGGCAUAAGUGUUGACCAGAGUUUGUAUAGGAGCAUGAUUGGAAGCUUGCUAUAUCUAACAACCAGCACACCAGAUAUUGCUUUUGCAGUUGGAGUGUGUGCCAGAUACCAAGCAGAGCCAAAGGCAAGUCACUUAAAUCAAGUCAAGAGAAUCCUUAAAUAUGUAAAUGGAACUUCUAACUAUGGCUUAUUGUACACCAACGGAAGUGACCCUGUUUUGACUGGAUAUUGUGAUGUUGACUGGGUUGGAAGUGCUGAUGAUAGAAAAAGCACAUCUGGAGGAUGUUUCUUCCUAGGUAACAAUCUUAUAUCAUGGUUCAGCAAGAAACAAAAUUGCGUCUCCUUAUCUACAGCUGAAGUAGAGUAA
This is a messenger RNA of Vicia villosa (hairy vetch), 675 nucleotides long. RefSeq names its product secreted RxLR effector protein 161-like. The record is from RefSeq and is a predicted model, not a curated record. NCBI's taxonomy places the organism in Eukaryota, Viridiplantae, Streptophyta, Magnoliopsida, Fabales, Fabaceae. Bases 1 to 675 code for a protein of 224 amino acids. The transcript has a single exon.